This is a messenger RNA of Debaryomyces tyrocola, 2712 nucleotides long. NCBI's taxonomy places the organism in Eukaryota, Fungi, Ascomycota, Pichiomycetes, Serinales, Debaryomycetaceae. The record is from the annotation of a GenBank genome assembly.
AUGGCCGGUAAUACACAAAUUUACUCGGCGACGUAUUCAAAUGUGCCAGUUUUCGAAUUUGUGACUCUGGAAGGGCCGAUAAUGAGAAGAAAACUGGAUUCAUGGAUAAAUGCUACGCAUAUCUUGAAAAUUGCCAAAUUUCCUAAGGCCAAAAGGACGAGGAUAUUGGAAAAGGACGUACAGACGGGGAUACACGAAAAGGUGCAAGGGGGUUAUGGGAAGUAUCAAGGGACGUAUGUUCCAUUGGAUUUGGGGGCUGAUAUAGCUAAGAAUUUUGGAGUGUUUGAUACCUUGAGACCCAUUUUUGAGUUUACUUACGUAGAAGGAAAAUCUGAAACUCCACCACCAGCACCAAAACACAGCCAUGCGUCUGCGUCGAAUGUAGCCAAGAGACAAUCGAGUGUGAAUAAUUCUUCUGGGGAUGCUAAUAGUCUGAAUAAGGGUACACACGCAAGAAAAACAAAGAGUAUGACUUCGUUGUCUGGAGAGCCACCAAAAAAGAGAGGCAGACCUAAACGGGUUCCUAUGCAAAGUAACAUAGAACCAAGUUUACAACAUACAGACACGACCCCAAUAACCACCAUUCCAGAAUCAGGUCCAAGUAUUGGAACGUUCAAUAAUAAAAAGUCGUUGGGCCAUCCCACCUUAACCAGACAGGACACCGAACAAGAUGCAUUGCAAAUAAUGGCUAGUAAUAUGAGCGCCAAUCAGGAAGACCUCGAAUUAGCAGACAAGAGUAGUGAUGAGGAUAUGGGUAACAGAACACCAAUUGAUGCCCAGGAUGAAAACAUACACCAUGAUGAUAAUGACGAAUUAAUGACCGGAAGAGAAUUAUUUGGGACACCUAGAAAUUCGUUUGAGAGAAUUGUACAAUCCCACAAUCAAAGUCAUAACCACCUUAAUGGUUCCAUUCAUGAUCCCUACGGGUUACUGCAGUAUCACCAUCAUGCUAACCAUACUCAAUCAAUGAAAGACGAUUCAAUCUAUGCAGACUACUUUACCAAUUUAUUGAAUUACUUUUUGGAAGACGGAAACAACAAGGUACGAUCCACUCAGGAAAGCAAUAUUCCAGACAAAAUUUUAAAUCCUCCCCAACCAUUGUCUAAAAUAAAUAUAACUCAACCAGUCGAUAAUGAAGGGAAUACCAUUUUCCAUUGGGCAUGCUCAAUGGCAAAUAAUGGAAUGAUUGAAUUUUUGUUAGCAACAUUUGAAAGCUUUUUAAACCCGGAUUUAAAAAAUAAUAGAGGAGAAACACCAUUAAUGUUUUUGGUAAAAUUCAGUAAUUCUUACCAAUUGAAAAAUUUUCCUACAUUGUUGGACCUACUCUUUGACUCUAUACUAUCGAUUGAUAACUAUGGUCGGACUGUGUUGCAUCAUAUUGCGCUUGCUGCAAAUAAUCUCACCAGUGAAGGGUCGAUUAAUGCAAACACUGAUAUUCACUCUUUCAAGAAGAAUAAGGAGAGGUUUGCCAGAUACUAUAUGGAAUGCUUAUUUGCAAAGAUAAUCGAAUUUCAGGAAAUUCGGGAACUGCAAGAAAUAGAAAAUAAAAAACUUUCACUUAGUGACAAGAAGGAACUAAUUGCUAAGUUUAUCAACCAUCAAGAUAUUGAUGGCAACACAGCAUUUCAUAUAGUUGCUUACAACUUAAACAAAAAGUGCAUUAAAGUAUUCAUAAGCUACCACAAAUAUAUCAAUUUCCAUUUGAAGAAUUUGGUGUCUUACACAGUGGAGGAAUACUUAGCAUCGCAUAAUCAUGUAUUGAGAUUGGAUACCAGCAAUGAUGAUUCUAAGGAAAUGCAGGAUAUCCAGGAAGAGGCAUACAAAUAUUUGAACCCCCAGUUUCAGGGUAAUAAUUUAACAAUAAGAAACAACAGCACCCAAAGUUUUGAGUCUCAGAUGUAUUUUUCAAAAAUGGCCGUUAACUUGCAGAAUACCACUGCUAAUUUAAUAACAGAGAAGUUAACCGAAUUGGCAUACAUUGUUGAUAAGGAAUUGUCAGAGAAGGAUGAAAAGCUAUUAAUGUAUUUCAAAUUAUUAAAAGCCAUUGGUCACGAAAAGCUAUUAUCACAGAGGGCCGUAUUACAGUUUUUCAAACUAGAAUAUUUGAUUGACGAUAUCAUGGCUGAUCACGAUCAAAGCAAUAACGAUAAUCUCAUAAUUGACACCGAAAAGGAUAGAAUUAUACAGGACGAGAUUAAUCGAUUGAUAAGUGAUUUAAGCUUCCAAUUCUUGCAGAGAAAGGACCAGCUAGACGAGGUGUUUACCAAGUACAAAGCAAUUUCUAGUGCGGUGCAAAACACAAAGGUGGCCGAACUAGCAUCCACUCUUUCGCAGCAUGAGUCGAACUCAUCGUCCUCCGAAGACGAAACUCCGUCGGAACAAGUCCGCUUGUCAAUCGAACUACAAACGCAAAUCGUCAAGUACAAGCAAAUGCUUCACAAACUCCAUCAACAGCAUUUGCAAGUGCCUCUUUCAUCACACGACAACGCGGAUACCAAGGAAAACAAAGAAAAUAUCAAAGAGGAGGCCCAAACCAACCACACCGCGGAACCUGCGCCUCACUCCGUUAUCGCCAAAUACCCAAAGGACGACAAACUCCACAAAUACUGUAAAUUAAUAGCUUUAUGCUGCGGCAUGAAUUUCAACGACGUGGAGAACUCUAUUGACUUGAUCGAACAGUCGUUAUCCAAAUCAGCCCCCAACAUGCAAUAA